This is a messenger RNA of Sarcophilus harrisii (Tasmanian devil), 1304 nucleotides long. It is a transcript of the gene ACOT8, whose product is annotated as acyl-CoA thioesterase 8. The record is from RefSeq and is a predicted model, not a curated record. The transcript is spliced from 6 exons. Gene Ontology annotation, molecular function: fatty acyl-CoA hydrolase activity. The coding region runs from base 17 to 1189 and encodes 390 amino acids. Gene Ontology annotation, cellular component: peroxisomal matrix. Gene Ontology annotation, biological process: fatty acid catabolic process; acyl-CoA metabolic process. Lineage: Eukaryota; Metazoa; Chordata; Mammalia; Dasyuromorphia; Dasyuridae.
AGCCAUAUGACUGAAGAUGGACGGAAGAGCGGACCAAUGGAAAUCUGGCUCCCGCCUCCAAGCGGGCCUGCCGGCAACUUCCGGAUUCGUAGGCCCUCCCCCUUUUAUCCCGGAAACAAGGGAUGAUGAGCAAGUCUGUGGGCGGGUGAAGCCUCUUCACCUCCACCCCGCCCGAGAGAGCCUGGAGCCGCUGUGGCGCGGGCUCGGAGCGUCUACGGCUGCUCUGUCUCCCUCUUGCGGCUUCGGAGCUAGCGCGAUGUCGCCCCCGCUGGAUUCGGGGAGCGCCGAGGAGCCCUCCGGGGACCUCCGCAGCGUCUUGGUCACCAGCGUGCUCAAUCUGGAGCCGCUGGACGAAGACCUGUACAGGGGGAGGCAUUAUUGGGUACCCACAAGCAAAAGGCUCUUUGGAGGUCAGAUUGUUGGCCAGGCCUUGGUGGCUGCAGCCAAAUCUGUGAGCGAAGAUGUUCAUGUUCAUUCCUUGCAUUGCUACUUCGUGAGAGCAGGGGACCCAAAGGUGCCAGUAUUGUACCAGGUGGAACGGACACGCACAGGAGCCAGUUUCUCUGUACGCUCAGUGAAAGCCGUGCAGCAUGGCAAGGCCAUCUUCAUCUGCCAGGCUUCAUUCCAGCAGGCCCAGCCCAGCCCUGUCCAGCACCAGUUCUCUAUGCCGCCCAUCCCCCCACCAGAGGAGCUUCUUACCCAUGAGGAGCUCAUAGACAAAUGCAUAAGGGACCCUGAGCUACGGAAAAAGUAUCAAAUAGGGUUGAACCGAAUUGCUGCCCAAGAAGUGCCCGUUGAAAUCAAGCUGGUGGACCUCCCCAUCCUGGGUCAACAGAAGGCCAAGCAGAUGUUCUGGGUUCGAGCUCGGGGCUACAUCGGGGAAGGAGACAUGAAGAUGCAUUGCUGUGUGGCUGCCUACAUCUCUGACUAUGCCUUUCUGGGCACUGCCAUGCUCCCCCAUCAGCAUCGCCACCAGGUCCGGUUCAUGGUCUCCCUUGAUCACUCCAUGUGGUUCCAUGCCCCCUUCCGAGCUGACCACUGGAUGCUGUAUGAGUGUGAAAGCCCCUGGGCUGGUGGCUCUCGAGGACUGGUUCAUGGGCGUCUGUGGCGACGAGAUGGAGUCCUGGCUGUAACAUGUGCCCAGGAGGGUGUAAUCCGGCUGAAGCAGGAGCUGGAGAGUAAGCUGUAGAAAGAAGCUGCCCCUAGAUUUCUUGAAUCCAUCCCUGUAUUCUGUUCUACCAACUGUGGGCAGGGGCUGUGCCCCUUCCAUUCUUUGCUCAUAAUAAAGAUAGGUACCAUUUGGA